ACCAAAUGAGCAAGAUCUCCAAAAAUUUCUACGAAAAUACUUGAAUUGCUAAACCGGUAAUUCACGAGUUUCAAUCGACGAAAGAAGUCCGUCGAAGAUGGUCAAGAAUGGACAACUAAUAGGAGGGGCAAAUUCAUAGCAUUUUGGGGGAAUCUGAAGAGUUAAUAAGUAGGCAUGAUAGUUCCCAGAUUAUGCAGUCACCGACAAUCCGUGAAUAAAAUAACAUCGAUAGGUCUCGAAGCAAACAACCCUCGACUUCGUGAUCUUUUACUCAAGAAACUUACUGUCAAUUUUUUUAACGUAUUGAACUGGAAUCAAUGAUUCCGAAAAUUUUGUCCGUACUCGAUAACUCGUGCUCACAAAACGGUCUUAGCUCGCAAAAGUUGGACGAGCAGCUGUCGGUUCGGCAGUUAAUCUCCCAGGAACAAGGACGUGAUCGAAAAAGUGCUGCGCCGUCUCGAUUUUGAUACUACGAAAAAAUUAUUCCGCGUUGUCAAUUGCGCGGACAAUAAAACUUCUAUUUUAUAACACUGAUUUAUAAAACGGUUUUGUUGAAAGACUUUAAAAAAUACCGUUCAUAUGGAAUAAUCGGAAAGCUGGUCAAUAUCGCACGUGAAGACAGACCGAUCGGCGUCGCAGACUGCCAAUUAUCGAGAGCGAAUCGGAGAAAAGGAGUCGAUAAAAAACUACGACAACAUCGAGCGGUAUGCGUUGGAAGAUCAUCGUACUGUAAGUGACGGAACAAAUUUUAGUAACCCGCCGAAAGUAGAAACAACGAAGAACUCGUAAUUCAAAGUUUUAAAUUAUCGCGACCUCUAAGACAUUUUUUAUCAAAAAUUUUAAAUACGUUUGUUCAAAGAAAACCUCAAUUCAAAGCCUUUUCCAAAGCGUUAGGAAAAAAGUAGUUCAGACACUUCGAAUCGAACUGCCACGUCGCUGUAUUCUUUAACUACAAUAGAAAAAAUAGAGAUCUUUUUUUCGCUGAAACAAUUCUCGAUCCUAUGGCUUCAAUCGUGGUAAAAACUAGAUCAUUUCAGAAGUUAAAAUAAUGAUCGAAAUGGCGAAAACAAUGGAGGAACAAUACCUCAUUGAACAUCGAAACAGCUCUUUCUACAGAGAUACACAUGAAAUAUUUGUAAUGAAUACACAAAACCAAAAAAACGAAAAAAAAACGAGACAGAAGACUGUUUUAAAGGCAAAACCAUAUUACAGGUGCGCGGUCCUGUGUGGAUUGGUUUCCGGAGAUGUUUCAGAGAAGAGAAUCAAAUUAAACGUCGAGGAUUUGACUGACACGUCAUGGUUUUACUAUCAUAAAAUAGGAUCCGUUCGAUUAAUCGAAAAAAGUUGGAUACUCGCCUUCCAGUUGAGUGUGGACGUAAUUGACGACAGAAAAGUACAGGUUGAUAAUGCUUAUAAGGAUCUGCAGCAGAUAUGUACCGAUACGCAAGACAAUCGUAUCUGUACUCUGAGCGAAGAUUUUUCGAAUGCAACGGUAAAAGAAUUCCACUCCAGAAUCGAUUGGUUUUACGCUGAUAUCGGAAUAAGUGACGAAAGAGCAAAUGAAGAAUCGACGAACGAUCCAAGAAUAAGGGAGGUCACAGUAAGCGGAAAUUCACUUGGUUACGAUUUCGAUAGAAUAAGUAAACACAUUGCAAAGAAUACAACUGAUGUUGAAAGGAUGCGUGAACAUUUGCUAAUUAUCGAAAGCUCACGGGAUAAAUAUUAUAAGAACAUAGAAAAAAAAUACGGCAAUAACAGCCUGCAAUUAACCGUAAGCAAACUGAAGGAUAAAAUGAAUAAAGAACUUGACGCUUCUGACAUAUUGUUAGAAAUCAACUUGAUUUGGGACGAAAUUAACGCAAUAAUAGAUUACUUUACAGAAGAAAUUAGAGGUUACUAUGAACUCUCUAGGUAUUUUAUAAAUGGAGCGAUAGUUCCAGGGGUAUUUACGGCAGAGGAGUUAGCAGAGCUUUUGGAAAUAAUGAUCGCAUUCGAUAUGCCAGAAAGUUUUAAUUUUGUGGGCGAUCCGAAGCAGAGCGAAAGUUUAAUGGAAUCAGCGCAAAUCAGCUCGUAUAUUAGCAGAGAGGACAUCACGUUAGUUAUAAAAUUUCCGCUGAUCAAUAGCGUUUCUUUGGAGAUAAAUAACGUGUAUCCGUUACCCAUGAGAACGGAAGAAAAUGAAUUUCAAAUUAUAGAACCAUUCAGGAACCAUAUAAUAGUAAAUAAAAGUGAAAAAAUUUAUUUACCGAUAUCUUAUGACGAAUUCGAAAGAAGCAUUGAAAUAGAUUCAGUAUAUUAUUUACAAACAAACCAAAAAAUACAAAAAAUAAGUAAAAAUAGUCCGUGUGAAAUAAUAUCAUACCUAGGAGAGCCACCCGAAGAACCUUCAUGCAACAAAAAAAAUAUGAAAUUUGAAAGUACGAUAACAAGGUGUUUGCCGGAGGGACACGGCUGGCUGAUGGUAUCACCAAAAAAAAAACAAACUCAAUUCGAGUGUCUCGGGGAUAAAAUAAAUAAAACCAUCUAUUCAAACUCACUGGUUACUUCGAACAGUGACUGCUACCCUGUAUUCGAAAGUUAUAAAUCUGAGAAAUCUCCUGAUAAACAACCGCAUCCAGUUUCGAAUGAAACUUUUUUUCCGCGCCGGUCAACAUCUCGUACAACUCGUCCUCUUCCUCCGGUACCCACGUUUACGCCUUCAUCAUUUGAUGUUGCACCGUUUACAACUUCUCACCCUCGGCACACGUAUGCGCCUCCAAGAUAUUAUGAUGCACAGGCUGCGCAUUAUGCACCUCCUCUUACGUUUAUGCAUGAUGCAGAGACUAAACUGGUACUCGUGGCGAAUUAUAUCUAUGAGGUCAAGCAGGUUAUAGAUCAACACCACGUAGAAAAGAAGAAUUCGGAUCCGAAACCAAACGACCCAAGCACCCAAACAAACCCCCUCAACUAUUCAUUAGGUUCGGCGACUUUCAUAUCGUCUCUUAUAUCAGCUACACUCAUACUUACCAAAUACAAGAUGGCGCUACAAAGGUUUUUCAGGCGAGUAGCUCAAGUUAGCACUGCGAUUGACCAAGCUCUGCAAUCAAAUCAGCCUAGGCCGGAUCAGCAAAACACCAGAGUUUAGUUCGUAACACAAUAAAAUACCUAAAAAAAAACAAACAAAAAUUUGAAAAUGGGAAUCCAUCUAUACAGAUAAAAUUGAAAAACACGUAUGCACACACAGAUAUACGGAGAUGGUUAGUCACGAAAUCGAAUCUAGAUAAUCCAGCCAAUUUCCAUACACCAAUAAAUAGCCGAAAACGUAGUUGCCUCCUUAAAGAGGGUGGCUAGGGACGAUACACAAUGUUGCCAUGCUAAACCAUGUUAAAUACAUAAAAAAUUUCAAAAUGAUAAGAAUUUAAUAAA
Messenger RNA from Venturia canescens, 3405 nucleotides. RefSeq lists its product as uncharacterized. The record is from RefSeq and is a predicted model, not a curated record. Bases 1049 to 3124 code for a protein of 691 amino acids. NCBI's taxonomy places the organism in Eukaryota, Metazoa, Arthropoda, Insecta, Hymenoptera, Ichneumonidae. The transcript is spliced from 2 exons.